GCGCGGAGCGGCGGCGCGGAGCCAUGGCGGGGGCGCCGCGGGGCAGGGCCGGCGAGAAGCAGUGCUCAUGGGCUUCCUACAUGACCAACUCCCCGACGCUGAUCGUGAUGAUCGGGCUGCCUGCGCGGGGCAAGACCUACAUGUCCAAAAAGCUCACCCGCUACCUCAACUGGAUCGGGGUGCCCACCAAAGUGUUUAAUUUAGGGGUGUAUCGACGCGAGGCGGUGAAGUCCUACAAGUCCUACGACUUCUUCAGGCACGACAACAAAGAGGCCAUGGAAAUCCGCAAACGCUGUGCCCUGGUGGCUCUGGAAGAUGUGAAGUCUUAUCUCUUGGAGGAGUGCGGGCAAAUCGCUGUGUUUGAUGCGACCAACACGACUCGGGAGCGACGGGACCUGAUCUUAAAUUUUGCUAAGGAAAAUGCUUUCAAGGUGUUUUUCGUGGAGUCUGUCUGUGAUGAUCCAGAGGUCAUCGCUGCCAAUAUCCUGGAGGUGAAAGUUUCCAGCCCUGACUACCCAGAGAGGCACCGGGAGAACGUGAUGGACGAUUUCCUGAAGAGGAUCGAGUGCUACAAGGUCACCUAUGAGCCUCUGGACCCGGAUGCUGAUGACAAAGAUCUUUCCUUCAUUAAAGUGAUUAACGUGGGCCAGCGGUUCCUGGUCAACCGAGUCCAGGAUUACAUCCAGAGUAAGAUUGUCUAUUACCUGAUGAACAUCCACGUCCAGCCGCGCACCAUCUACCUGUGCCGGCACGGGGAGAGCGAGUACAACCUCCUGGGCAAGAUUGGUGGGGACUCUGGUCUGUCAGCCCGAGGGAAACAG
Cyanistes caeruleus (blue tit) is the source of this 821-nucleotide messenger RNA. The record is from RefSeq and is a predicted model, not a curated record. NCBI's taxonomy places the organism in Eukaryota, Metazoa, Chordata, Aves, Passeriformes, Paridae.